AUGUCGCUGUUUGGGAGUCAAGAGGCUGAGAUCACCGAUGUUGGUCAAGACACUUUCAAAGUCUCAGUUGUUAACAAGACCAAAUGGUUCGCUCCUUUCCCAGGUGCCUUUGCCUAUUUGUACUUCAUCACUCCAGCAUUGUUCUUACAGUCUCAUCCGUUCACAGUCUUCCAAUCCAUCAAGAACAAGAACCAAGCUUUGAUCUUCAUCAAGACCAAGACCGGUGUCACCAAGAGAAUCAAGGAGAAGAUUGACACCACUUCAGAUGGCAAAUUGAAACUA
Molecule: messenger RNA, 282 nt
Organism: Ogataea philodendri
Lineage: Eukaryota; Fungi; Ascomycota; Pichiomycetes; Pichiales; Pichiaceae
Exons: 1
Biological process (GO): copper ion import; intracellular iron ion homeostasis; iron ion transport
Cellular component (GO): plasma membrane
Molecular function (GO): ferric-chelate reductase activity
Source: RefSeq, a predicted model, not a curated record